AUGUUAUCUCUGUAUCCAUCGCUUGUAUUGAUUGGUUUGGUUGCCAUCAAUGGUGUGAUUCUUCAGUCGAGCCCUUCUCCAUCUGCACCGUCGGCUAUAAGUGUCACAACACAGUCUGGUGUCACCACUUCGUCGGGACAAUCGGCUGCAGGUUCUCCAUCAUCACCUUCUGAUGUCAGUACCACUCCAUCGGGUGUCAGCGCCUCUGCGGGACAAUCGACUUUUAAUAAUACGGUGACCGCGUCGGGGGUCAGUACAACUAGUGGUCAAUCAGGUGCCGCUUCUCAAUCAUCGAGUGUGAGCACAACCACUGGUGCAUCGGCUGGCAGUCCCACAUCCCAGCCAACGGGAGUGAGUUCUACGGGACAGUCAAGUGUCAGUCCGACGGUAGCGGUGACCGCAUGGCCUUCUUUCGAUAUAUGUAAUCGCAUACCGGAGAUGACAUUUUCCACUUUUUCCGUCGCUUUCAUAAUUGACGACUAUUUCUACUUCGGAACCAAUCAAUCGCUAUACACGGCUAUAAUGACAGGACAGGACUGGCACUAUUCGGUUCAUCAAAACUAUCAAUACUUGUUUCCCGAAUUCAAAGCGGAUACGAUUGAAGGGGCCGUGUAUUUCGGUUCGUCCCAAAAGUGUAACAAAUUAGUGACCAAUUGUGCGAUUAUGUCCAACGCCUCCGACAUAGUGCUACUGUUUGGCACAACGAGUGGUCAGUUUGGUUACCGGGCGUUCGUCCUCAAGAGCAGUGCCGGCGGUCUUCAGACAUUAAACCCGGUCAACGAUCAAAAUGAGAUGCCGUGGGAUUUGCCACCAAUAGGAACAAUGAAUGAUGAAUUUUGGCCACGAAAUCUCAAUAAUAACUAUUAUAGCUUAGCUUACGAUACCAUUAAACAACUGCUAUACAUUAGUGCAACCGAUUUAUCCGGUUCCAAAGAUGUUCAUAAACUGUAUGUACGACACGUCGACGGCCAGUUGGCCGGCACUUACAACUCAUUGUCAAUACCCGUCAAUUUGCCGUAUCAAUCCAUUGUCUCCCUAAACGGCAAACUAUUUGGUAAAAGAGAUGUUGAAUGGGAUCUUCUCGACACCAGUGACCCAAACAACCGAUCAGUCGUUUCAAGUCAAAUGUACAAAUGGAAAGAGUUUCUCAAUUGCCAGAAAACAUCGCCUCUUUUUGAAACAACGACUUCCGUCUCGAUUACGACCACUACUUUAGCGACAAAUACAAGCGUCAGUAGUGGCACACAAACGCCCGCAUCGGCUGCUAAUGACACCACUCUCUCAUCAGUUACUAUUGGCGGUCAAAGUACAAGUGGUGACACCGGAACCGUUGGAUCCGCUAAUACGAGUAGUAGCACAACGUCUUCACCGACACAAAAGUCCAGUAAUACUACUUUUUGGAUCAUUUUGAUUGUCGUGAUUGUAAUCGUGGCUUUAAAUCGAAAACACCCCCGAAAUCGGCGGACAAGAAGUCCGAAAAGAGUGGACCGAAAUCAACGGUCGAGCCCUCGGGGCUAAAGGGAAGGGCGAUAAGAAAAGCGGCGAAACCGUGCGAUCGGGC
Molecule: messenger RNA, 1561 nt
Organism: Medioppia subpectinata
Lineage: Eukaryota; Metazoa; Arthropoda; Arachnida; Sarcoptiformes; Oppiidae
Source: the annotation of a GenBank genome assembly